Molecule: messenger RNA, 2578 nt
Organism: Sphaerulina musiva SO2202
Lineage: Eukaryota; Fungi; Ascomycota; Dothideomycetes; Mycosphaerellales; Mycosphaerellaceae
Exons: 1
Coding region: 146-2314 (722 amino acids)
Molecular function (GO): phosphoprotein phosphatase activity
Source: RefSeq, a predicted model, not a curated record
UUCACUUCCAUUGUACCAACAGUCCUCAGUCCUUUCCUUCUCCCGCUCGACAGGAAAUCAGGAACAACACAAGGCGGCAUCGUCAGCUUCAAGACAGGAUCGGGCAGCACAGGACACAGGACGGGACACAGCAAGAAACGCGACCAUGCUGCUGCGAGCAGUGCUCCACGCAUCCAGACCAGCGACACCAUCCCCUUCACACCUUCGACAUGGCGCAUUGACGACAUCACUGCCUUUUGCUUCCCUUCGCACACGAACAUUCGCCUCCAAGACUUCACCGCCGCCCUCAGGCAAGCGACCGCCUCCGCCACCGAAACCAUUCAAACCCAGCUCGACGACAGGCCGAGCUCGUCAGACGUCCCCGGGAACGACGGUACCGAAAGAUCAGACAUGGACACCCAAAGAUGGGAUCAAAUUUGAUAAAAAGCCCAGCGCUGCGACACCCAAGGGAGCUGGCGCAGCAUCAGCGACCGCCGCGGGAGUGGGCCAUGCUGUUUCAUCGCCGGUAGAAGGCGCAAGGACCACCGAUGCAGCUUCGACGCAGUCGCCGCUAGGAGGGGAUAAUGAACCCACUCAGCAGAUUCUGCAAAUGUUUCAAGAGGGAAAGGGUAUUGCUGAUAUUGCCAAGUUUGUGCAACAGUUGCCGCCGGACCAGCAGCAGAAAUUGAAAGACAUGACGCCUGAUGUACCGCCCUUGACGACGCAGCAGUUCCAGAAGGCGGAGGAGAUGCGCAGUGCGGGCAAGAGUUGGGAGGACAUUGCAGCUGAAAUCAAGUUGCCGGUGAAUGAGAUGAGGGCACAGGUGGGUGGCAUGGAAAGUGCGAAGGAGCCGGCUGCUCAAGAACCAUUGGCGCAAAAGUUAGACGCAGAUGAGCCAGUCGCUGGUUCGAUACGGGACCAGGCACAGGAGAAAGUAGCGGCCUCAGAAAACACUCCAGCUCCAGAUGUGGGCGAGGAAACAGGUCCGAAGCAGACCGGACCCCUCCCAGACCUGCGACAUGGCAUUCCCAGCACGUUCGACUUGGAGUUCAACCAAGCAAAGACGAGAGACAAGCAGCAAGAUGCAGCAGAGUCGGAAAAGGAUACCUUUGACUUGAUUGACAAGGCUCAGCGCAGGCCAAAAGAUGAUGGCGAGGAGGGCGAGAAGCAGUACGAUCGCAAGGCGUACGAGACUUCUCUGGACAGGAGACGUGAAAUGCUCAUGAACUACCUCUACGCCGCAGUUCUCGUCUGGGCACUUUUGAGCGGCUUCUACCUCGGCCGACCGUUCGGUGAAUAUGACGAACUUCCUGCAGGUCUCACGCAAGACGAAGCUGCUGGCUGGACACCACAGAAGAUCUGGAAUCGCAUCCGAGGAAGACUGGGGAACCAGGUCGGCCACUACACUGAACCUGCUUUCCCCAAGCUCCUCCCAGAUGUGCCUGAAUCGCAACGACCGCCAUUCACACUCGUCUUGUCGCUCGAAGAUCUCAUGAUCCAUACGACCUGGGACACCAAACACGGCUACCGUACCGCCAAGCGUCCCGGAAUUGACUACUUCAUUCGCUACUUGUCACAAUACUAUGAACUCGUUCUCUUCACCUCCGCACCUCGAUCGAUGGCCGACCCGAUCGUCGCCAAGCUCGACCCCUACCACUUCAUCAUGUGGCCUCUCGGUCGUGAAGCCACCAAGUACGAAAACGGCGAGUACAUCAAAGAUCUCUCCUACCUCAACCGUGAUCUCAAGAAGACCAUCAUCAUCGACACCCACGCGCCGCACGUCAAGAACCAGCCCGAGAACGCCAUUGUCAUCCCCAAAUGGAAUGGCAGCCCGAAGGACACUCACACCAAAGACCUGGUAGCACUAAUUCCCUUCCUCGAAUACGUCGCCACAAUGGGCACAGAAGACGUCCGCCAAGUCCUCAAAUCGUUUGAAGGACAGUCCAUCUCCGAAGAAUUUGCCCGUCGAGAACAAGUGGCUCGCGAGAAAUUUCAAGCACAACUCGCCGCCGAGCAACGAAGAAAACCCAAGUUCUCUCUCGGCAGCAUCGUCACUGGCUUGGGAGUACAGGGUGGAAGCGGUGGUGGCAUGGUUCUUGCGGAUGGACAAAGUGUUGCCGAGGGCUUGAAGCAGGGCAAAAUGCUGAGUGAUCAGAUCCGGGAACAAGGACAAAAACAGUAUGAGCAUUUGGAGAAGCAGAUUCGGGAGAACGGUGAGCAAUGGCUGAAAGAGGAGGCCGAGGAGAUGAAGAAAUUGCAAGAGGCGCAGAUGAAGGACAUGAAGGCCGGAGCUGCCAGUUGGUUCGGGCUAGGUGGUGGAGCAAAGAAGGAAUAGAAGAAGCGUUGACGAAGACGCAUUGAAUGUGGGUUCUCUACUCUUAUGAGAAACUAGCUACGGCUAGUUCAGAUUGUGCAUGAAUGAUGCAUUUUAGCGGGCGGCGGAAGGGGGGUGUGAGAGAGACAAAAGAAUACAUGCUGUAUAGCCACUAUGAGCGCCUGGACACCUGAGCGAGCCGGACGAGGUUUGCACAUGUGUAUGUACGUUAUUGAGUGUUGUAUCAAGAAGGGAAUAACGAACGAAAUACAUUAUCAUAAAGAC